AUGGUCCCCUUCAUACCAUCCAAGGGAUAUAAGUACAUAUUGAUUGCUGUAGACUAUGUCUCGAAGUGGGUGGAAGCCAUCGCACUUCCUGCCAAUGAUGCUAGUGUGGUGGCAAGAUUUCUGAAGAAGAACAUUUUUACAAGGUUUGAAACCCCUCGAACCAUCAUCAACGAUCAAGGUACUCACUUUUGCAGUCGGCUUUUUGAUAAAUUGUUGCUCAAGUAUGGGGUAAAACACAAGAUAGCGACUGCUUAUCAUCCUCAGACGAGUGGUCAAGUGGAGGUACCGAAUCGAGAAAUUAAGAGGAUUUUGGAGAAAAUUAGCGUAUUGGGCGAUAAAGAGGCUGGAGAAAAGAGAUUGUUGCAGCUGCACAAGUUGGACGAAGUUCACUAUCAUGCUUAUGAGAACGCGAAGAUGUACAAGGAGAGGACAAAGAGAACUCACGACAAGCGAAUCCAACCUCGCAAAAUGGCUAACACCAAAGGUAAAGGAAAGUUGACUACCACCUCCGCCUCUCAGGGCACAAAGAGGUCUAGAGCUAAACCCUCGACAGCAAAGAAAUCAGUAAAGUCCACUUCGGGGGGUAAGCAGCCGGGUGCACCUAUUCCUCGACCUCCACCUAGGAGACCUUUGCCGGAUAUACUACCGAUAGCAGAGGAUUGGUAUUCAUAA
Lycium barbarum (goji berry) is the source of this 672-nucleotide messenger RNA. RefSeq lists its product as uncharacterized. The record is from RefSeq and is a predicted model, not a curated record. Gene Ontology annotation, molecular function: nucleic acid binding. The coding region runs from base 1 to 672 and encodes 223 amino acids. Lineage: Eukaryota; Viridiplantae; Streptophyta; Magnoliopsida; Solanales; Solanaceae. The transcript has 3 exons. Gene Ontology annotation, biological process: DNA integration.